UCCGCUCCAAAAGAAAUUACGUCAUUGUUAAAGCUCCCAGAAAGUGGGUGCAUUGUGCAAUGUAGUGUCUGUGGUGCAGCGUUGGACACAGUUACGAGUAGGGUAUGACUGUUGCACUCUGAGACACGUUAUAACUCUUCAUUGCUCACAUAACAACGACAGGGGAGGGAAAAGCUGACACAAGUGUGUAAAUGAGUAUGGAAGAUUAUGACUACCUAUUUAAAAUUGUCUUGAUUGGAAAUGCUGGCGUAGGAAAGACUUGCUUAGUGAGAAGAUUUACUCAGGGUUUAUUUCCACCAGGUCAAGGCGCCACUAUUGGAGUUGAUUUCAUGAUUAAAACUAUUGACAUAAAUGGAGAAAAAGUGAAGCUCCAAAUUUGGGAUACAGCCGGACAAGAACGGUUUCGAUCCAUCACACAGAGCUAUUACCGAAGUGCGAAUGCCUUAAUAUUGACCUAUGAUAUAACAUGUGAAGAAUCUUUUCGCUGCCUUCCUGAAUGGCUAAGGGAGAUUGAACAGUAUGCUAGCAAUAAAGUAACCACUGUCUUAGUUGGCAACAAGAUUGAUUUAGCAGAGAAACGAGAAGUAUCCAGGGAAAGGGCUGAAGAAUUUUCAGAAUCUCAGAAUAUGCAUUACUUGGAAACAUCAGCGAAAGAAUCGGACAAUGUUGAAAAACUGUUCCUUGACCUUGCGUGCCAGUUGAUAGGAGAGGCAAAGCAGCACACACUGGUUAAUAAUGUAGCAUCUCCUUUGCCUGGUGAAGGCAGAAGCAUCAGCUACUUGAACUGUUGCAAUUUUAAUUAAUUUGAUGUGAACAUUAGCCAUGAACUAGAGCUGACGGUUUGCAGAUGUAAUCUACGGAGAAGAAGAUCCCUGCAAUUCUUACCUUAUUGACCAAAGCUUGAGGUGGUUUCUGGGCUUCAGCAUGGCAGGUUGAUAUUUAAAAUAAAACACCAAUGUAGAAAGCUUUUACGCUCCGGAUUAUCUAAGUAAAAGUAACACUACAAUACCUAGAAUAUUGAACAUUUAUCACCACCAACUUUGCUGUGCUUUGAGGUAGCUUUGCCAAAUGCUUAUUUGAUGCACGGAAUUAGUCAUUUUGCUGCUUAUGAUGAAGGUGGUAUUAAUAGUUUAUUAGAAAGUUAACAAAAUGUAGAUUCUGUAUUUGAUUUGUUUUUAACUAUUUGGUCUUGAUCCCAUGCUUCAGAUGACAUAUUGGUGCUAGAUGAGUUUUUAAUUGAGUAAAUUUACAUUUGAGAAUAGAGGUGAUCAGAAUAUAUGAAAUUUGUGCAUUUUCUUAUAAGGUCUGCAUGUGAUCAACUAAGCCCUUUUAAAUAACCCUAUGUUGGCUAUAUUGCUGACCUCUGUUUCCACUGUCACAGGAUGUAUUUCAUCAAUUGUGUAGAAUUUAUGCAACUGGCUCAAACACUUUGUUUUCCUCUCAUUUUACAUCUGUUACUGAUUGAACCACAUGGUUCAUCUUAUUGUACAGUAGUUGUUUUUGUUCUGAUUUCAGCUUAAGCUUCAGGUCUGCCUUUGUAAAUUUUUGUUUCAAGACAUCAGGGAGGAUUAGUCUGUGUUAUGAAGCAGAGUCCUAACUUGAUAAAAAGCAUUUUAUUUGAUAAAAUAUUUUUGAGUUUUCUAUACAUAGUAAUUAGAAAUCGUCCCUAUAUAUAGUUGUUGUUCUUUCUGAACUGUUCCACAUCCAUUUCUGCACGUAGUGAUUUAUCCUGAGAAAUGUUCUCUCAGAUGGAAUGUUCUCUUGCCCAAAGAGGCCUGAUUAUAAGCAUCAACAUACUAUUCUUUCAGGAUUUGGUGUCAUCACCCCUGAAACCACCUUAUUUCUUGUUCCUACAUCCCAUUAAGACUGUUAGAAGCAAUCCUGGAGGAUGAUUUGGAGAAGGAACAAAUAGUUUUUGUGUUCCUACCCAAAGCUGGAGGAUACCUUCCUAAGGCUGACUAACUCAGUGCAGACUAAACAUUAAAUCUGUACCUUUUCUUGUUUAUGUAAAUUGGAUCAGCCAUUAUGACAGCUAAAACUUGAAUAUUAACACAUCAUAAUGUAUGGAAUGUAAUAUUUUGUGGAAAUUUGGUUAGAGGAAAGCACUGGACCACCAUAUUUUUCCUGAGGGGAAAUGAUUUUGUAAUGUUAAUUAUCUCCAGCAUUUUCAAAUGUAAUAACUGUCAAUCAUUGAAAAUACAAAGACAAGCACCAGAAAUGAAUUACACUGUUGUUACUGAUACCAAUUCAAACAAAAGUCUAAUGGAUUUAAGAAUUACACCAACAUUACUGACAUAUGCUGAACCAUAGUUUAAAAUAUUACCAUGAAAACCCACCUGUUAUGUUUGGCUCUUUAAAUCCUAGUCAAGGUAGGAUUUUUAAAUGAUUGAACUAUUUGGGACAUUUCUAUUACAAUUUUUUUCCUUAUGUUAUUAUGAAAUUACAGUAUCCCAUUUAGUAAAGAGAAUGGACCAAUUCAAGAAGUGCAAUUGCUUUUGUGUAGCCCAUAACUUGUAUCAUGUUUGUCAUUUCAUGUGUGUUGCUUGUUUUAAUAUAUUUACAUCUCAAUCUAUCAGGUGCAUCACAAAAAAAAAUAUUUUGAUGCUUUUCAUGUUCCGCUCGUUAGAACAAGUUGGAAGAAAUACCAACGUAAAGGGAAAAUCACUUAUUGUAUACAAACUGUAAAAAUGUUGUUUUCCCUUUACAUUGUACUUGCUUGCAAAUUGUCAUGAUUAGUGCAACAUGUAAAGCUUCAAUAAAAUAUCCUUUUUCAGCAAACUCAAAUUUAUAAUACUGGAACAGUUAUGGAAAACUGUAUACUAAUUAUAGCUGUUUAAGCAAAUGGUUAUCAAUUGCACAACUGUUUGAGAUGAUUCUACAAACCCAUAACAUGACUGUAUUAAACUGUCUUUGCUCUUCUAAUGAAACUAUUUUCCCAUGUAA
Messenger RNA from Rhincodon typus (whale shark), 2943 nucleotides. RefSeq names its product RAB30, member RAS oncogene family (gene rab30). The transcript is spliced from 5 exons. Gene Ontology annotation, molecular function: GTPase activity; GTP binding. The record is from RefSeq and is a predicted model, not a curated record. Bases 192 to 803 code for a protein of 203 amino acids. NCBI's taxonomy places the organism in Eukaryota, Metazoa, Chordata, Chondrichthyes, Orectolobiformes, Rhincodontidae. Gene Ontology annotation, cellular component: trans-Golgi network. Gene Ontology annotation, biological process: Rab protein signal transduction.